This is a messenger RNA of Calypte anna (Anna's hummingbird), 5624 nucleotides long. It is a transcript of the gene ARFGAP1, whose product is annotated as ADP ribosylation factor GTPase activating protein 1. Lineage: Eukaryota; Metazoa; Chordata; Aves; Apodiformes; Trochilidae. The record is from RefSeq and is a predicted model, not a curated record. Gene Ontology annotation, molecular function: GTPase activator activity. Gene Ontology annotation, biological process: regulation of ARF protein signal transduction; regulation of endocytosis. The coding region runs from base 244 to 1503 and encodes 419 amino acids. Gene Ontology annotation, cellular component: Golgi membrane. The transcript has 14 exons.
GGCCCGCAACGUCUCCGUCCGCGGCUGAGGCGGCGACGGCGCCGGGCGGAACCGAGACUCGAACCGGGACCUGUGGUGGUUUUGUUACCGCUUCAAAGCUGCCCGUCAAGAAGAAGCCGGGGUAGGUUGCCAGCCGUCGGGCCAUGUUCUGAGGGAGGCCUCCAGGACUCGGCUUGGAUCCAGAGACCGCAGGUGUAGGUGAAGAAAUCGCCCUCCUCACGUCUCUUGUGGAGCUUUUGAAUCAUGGCAAGUCCAAGAACAAGGAAAGUUCUCAAGGAAGUCAGAGCACAAGAUGAGAACAAUGUCUGUUUUGAAUGUGGUGCUUUUAACCCCCAGUGGGUGAGUGUGACCUAUGGAAUUUGGAUCUGUCUUGAGUGCUCAGGAAAACACCGAGGCUUGGGAGUUCACCUCAGUUUUGUACGUUCUGUAACCAUGGACAAGUGGAAGGAUAUUGAGCUGGAGAAAAUGAAGGCUGGAGGCAACAGCAAAUUUCGGGAGUUCUUGGAGUCUCAGGAUGAUUAUGAUCCCUGCUGGACAAUGCAAGAGAAAUACAACAGCAAAGCUGCAGCUCUUUUUAGAGAUCAAGUAGCUACAGUAGCUGAAGGCAAGGAGUGGUCCAUUGAAACUUCUCCUGCCAGGAACUGGACCCCACCUCAGCCUAAAAUGUCUCUCUCUUCUACUCAUCGUACUGCUGGACAAUCUCAGACUGCAGCUGCCUCUUCUGACAAGGCUUUUGAAGACUGGUUAAAUGAUGAUGUCAACUCCUACCAAGGUGGCCAAGAAAAUCGUUACGUGGGGUUUGGAAACACAGUAAACCCUCCAAAAAAAGAGGAUGACUUCCUGAAUAAUGCUAUGUCUUCCUUGUACUCGGGUUGGAGCAGUUUUACAACUGGAGCAAGCAAAAUUGCCUCAGCUGCUAGAGAGGGUGCAAGCAGAUUUGGAUCUCAAGCAAGUCAAAAGGCAUCAGAGUUAGGUCAGACAUUAAAUGAAAAUGUUCUCAAACCUGCCCAGGAAAAGGUAAAAGAGGGGAAAAUAUUUGAGGAGGUCACCGUGGGGGUGUCACAGUUGGCCAGCAAGGUCCAGGGAGUUGGAAGUAAGGGAUGGAGAGAUGUCACUACUUUUUUUUCUGGCAAACCAGAUGAUAAUGCUGAAAGACCACCUGAGGGGGAGAGCUACCAGAACAGUGGAGGGGAUGGCUACCAGAACACUGCUGUAGAUCAAAGCUUCUGGGAGACCUUUGGCAACUCAGAUCCACCAAAAGCUCAUAAAUCCCCAAGCAGUGAGAGCUGGACCUAUGUGGACAAUUCCACAGAGAAGAAGAGCUCGGAUAGCUGGGACGUGUGGGGCUCAGGAACAGUUUCCAACAACAAGAACAGUAACAGUGACAGCUGGGAAAACUGGGAGACCAACUGGGAAAACACAGGAGGGGAAAGCAAGACCAAAAAACCUCCCAAGCCAACAAAAAAGGCAUCUUCAGCUGAUGAUGUGUGGGAUGACUGGUAGAACUCUUGGUAACUUUGUUUUGCACAGCUAGGAAAGGGAGGCUAUGCUGGCUGAUUGAGGGGAGGAAGUUUGACACACAACUGGAGUAUCUUGGUUGACUUUACUGAUCUCUUACUUUUGUGCUUCCCAUUCAUUCUCCUUCUAUCACAGUUGAGGGAAAAAAAAAAAAAAAGCAAGCAGCAUCUGAAUCUUUUCUUACAUCAAAGUGGCUCUCCCUUUUUUAAGGAUAAUGAGAAAUACAUUCUCCUUGCACUAUUGAAGCUGGAUAGGUGGCUUUCCUAGUAUGAAUGUUUCCUUUUCAAAAGGAAAAAGUGAGUGCAAGCACACUUUUCAUGGCACAAUCUUGCAUGUGUAGGUUGUUAGGUAUUCAUCCAGCCCUUGUAUAAUUAGGGAUGACCUGAGAUGUUGAAUGCAAACAAAGGACAGGGUAUGUCUUGAAAAGCUAGCAAAUAAAGCAGCAAACUGCAGCUGAAUAAUGUAGUUCAAAUGCCUUAUGGAUUGCUCUGACAGGAUGAAGUCUGGCAAUUUGAGAUGGUCUUAAAGAUGAUUGGAGCUUUGUUUUUAAACUUCCAAUUUUUAGGGUUUGUUUGGUUGGGUUUUUUUAGUCUCUUAAAACUUAUUUUAUUCUCUUAGAAUUAAUAAGGAAUCUAGAGCUGGGUAAUUCUAUGUGUAAACUCAAAGUUCUGACCUGAGCUGCCAAGGGAGAUCCAGAAAAGCUCUGUUUGCUCUUCUGGCUCACAGGGCUAAGAGUUUGCAGAGGCAACAUGCAAAGCUGUGACAUUCUCCUUCCUUACUUGUGCCCCUUUCCCAUCUUGAGUAUUUUAUAUAGCCUGGUUUUUCUCUCUCUUCCUCCUACCUAUCUUAUUUUACCCAUUCUGAUCAAAAUGAAAUCUUUCUGCUGCCUGUGAACUCUGGGGCAUCUGUUUGGCAACUUGACAGUGAAACAAAUCUAUAAAAAAGAUUCCAAAUCAGAAAUAAGUAGUUGGAAAAUAUGAGAGCUGGCAGCAAGCCCCUUUCAGGAUGAGCAGAUGUCUGGAUUUAAUAGUAAAAUUGAAAUGAAGCAGAUGUUUUCCAAAUUAAUCUUUAAUAUAUCAACCUAUUUCUCUAUUUCUGCCAUGUAUUUCUCUACAUUUUCUUCCUAGAUCUUGUGAAAAAAAACCCUAUUUUGGAAACUUUAGAUACUCUUCAUCAGCAUUAAGGAAUGGAAUAGAAGAUUCAGUUAUAUCUCAAUUUUGACCCAGCAGAUUGCUUUACAUGACACAGAGCAUAACUUUUACAGAAGAACUGUGACUUUAAGGACAAAGCUGCCCUCUGUACCCCAUUUCAUUUUGGGGGCUGUGUUGUAGCUGUACACUGAGCCCAAAACCAGUCAGCUCACUUGAAAACUUCAGGUGAUGUUGUUGCAUUAUCUGCUUUACUACCAGCAUGGAGUUCUUUCCUGCAGCCCCUCUAAAUGUUAAUACCUCCCUAAAAAGCCUUUUCUUUUUCAAAUUAGUGACUUUGUUCAAGCAAACAACCAACCUAAGUUGCUGAACUUAACCUGAAUAAUGCUUCUUUUUUUUUCUCUUCACAGAAGUCUUUGAGCUUAUAGUAAUACCAAGAGGUUAAAAAGGAAGGAAAAUCAUGAAUCACCUCAAAAGUAGCAGAUUUCAAAGGCUUCAGUUUAAGUAGAAGUAGCUCCCUUUCUAGCUUGAUCCUGUAUUUCUAUUAGUAGAAACUUCUAGAUGCUGCACAGAAUAUUUUUCUAGUCUUCUCUAAGCCCUUCUGCAAGUUUGGAUUUCUUUUUUUUUUUUUUCCCUUCUUGCUUCUCCUGUUUGCAGGUCUCUGAAGCUCCUGCAGCAGGACCCAGAGCUGCUUGCAACCCAAGCACUACUCCAGGCUGAGCCAUGCAAGGUGCCUGCAGCCUUCUUGCCAACACACUGACCCUCUGGAAGUGCUGAAGACACCAGAGAUCUUGGUUUAUGAUGCUGCUUGUGCCCCCCCUCAGCAGACUUUACAGCCUGGCUGGAAAACCAAGAGUUUUGUUGUGCUUUUUCUCCAGUUCCAAGCAUCCCUUGGUCAAAGCCUAAUUGCAUGUCAAAUGGAACUUUGUAUUUUUAUGCACACACCUCUGUUGCCUGCUUGUGUUUGUCCUGCCUGUCCCUGGCAGCCUGGCUGAGGUGGCUCUGCCCAAGUCCCUGACUCCUGGUUGGUCUUGUUUCAAGUGUUGCCAGCAAAAUGCAGGCAGUGGGUCAUCAUCUGACAGUGCCAUCGUGAUAAAAUCACUGCUGGUGUCUUCCCUGGAGUGAUGGGAAGCUGCUCAGCUUCCUGGCUACCAAUUUAUUAUGGUUUCUCUUUUAUAAACCUCCUGUAUCAGCUUGGAGCAAGGAAAGCUUUAUAUCAGUCCACUCAGUCAGCAGCACUGGGAUGUGGAUGUUCUCUGCAGCUCUGUGGUUUCCCUAGGAGAAAACUGGUUUGGUUGUACAUCACUUCCAGCUACAACUGACAGGAGCCAUUUUUCUCUCCUUCUGGUUUAAAUCCCUCUGGUUUUACUUCCCUAUCACUUCAUGUUCCAAAUUAAACAGGCAGAGCCCUACUCAAGCAGAAGCUUUAGAUGAUGAUUUUUUCUUCCAGUUGAGGAGGCAGUGACAGAAUGGUUGCCAUCUUUUUUUUUUUUUUCUUCAGUGCUGUAGAGUGGUUAAAAAAUGUUACAAAUCCCAGAAAGGUGUUACUGGAGACACUAAAAACCCAGUAAAACAGUAGAAAGUGUAACUAGCCACAAAAUUAGUAAACCAUCUGGGUUUUGUGCCUCAGUGUGCCAGGCAAAUUGGUAUUUUUUGUAGGAUUUGUCUGAAUCCAAACACUUUAUCACAUCUUCCAGAGGAGAGGAUGAAAUGAGGGCAUUUUCUUUUGCAAAGCCUGUUUUUUACAGGAUUUUUCUUUUUUUGUGUGUGUGUGUAGAUGGCUGGGAAGUUUCUGCAGUUAGGGGGGAUGCAUAUGGUCACACUGCAUUUUUGAGUUAGGCUUUUCUUUUUAUCCCCCUUUCUCUCCCCAAAUCUUCCUUUUUUUUUUUCUUUUUUUUUUUUUAAUUUUUUUUGGCCUAAUCUUGAGCACUACAAACAGAGGCACUGAUUACAGCCUCCUGGAGCUGAGGCCACGUUUGGAAGUGAAGAUCCAGCCAAGAAUCUCAGUGAAGGCUUUAGUGUCACUGUUUGCUUCACGUGUAUGGUGGAGAGCUCCAGUUUUUCAGUCCUACACCAUGCAUUAAUAAUUCUGUCAUACAAGGGCAGAGCACAGAAGUUGCAAUGAUUACUGCAACAAUUGGGCAUUGUAAUGUUUGAUUUACAUUUCCUGAUGCUGGUUUGUUCCUUUGUAUGGCUUCAACUGGGGAAAAUAGCAGCUGGAUUCCUACAGGUAGUCUGAAAGAAGAAAAAUCUUCAGACAUUCAAGCUAAGUGCCACUUGCAAAGAAAAAAAAGCCUUGGAGAAUGUUUCUGAAGCAGAACCCUAAUCCUAUGAUUUAAGGAUUAUUUAAAAAUGUUUCAUUUGUGUCUUGCAACCUGUUAAUAAUUAUAUUUCAAGAAGUGCUUGGCCAACUCUCCCUCCUCACUGAGACCUCAAGGAUAAUGCUGCUGCUUUUAUUUUCCAGGCCAGACUGUAACAUUCCAUGGGUUCAUAAUGUGUUUGUCAGUGUAAUGAUCUGUGCAAUUAUUUUGACAAGUGUGGGUAAAACCUUUAUUAUUUAAUCAAGGAUACAUUUAAAGAAACAGUGGAACAGCAGUCUGCCAAGGCACUUCAGUUCUCACCUUUGGCAAUCCUAAAUUUCAGUAACCCUGUUAAGAAAGGCUUGAGCAAUCAGUGAACAGAAACCAAGAAACAUUUUGAUGUCCAUUAUCAGAGUUUGAUUGUGAUGGCUUUGUGACCUCUAGUUUUAGAGCCCUCUUUUCAUUUUCAUGCCAGCAGAACCUUGGUUGGCAUGGACUAUACUGUACCUUUAAUUUUCCUGAUGUGUUUUUUGUGAUGUUCACAGGAAUGGCCAUUUCAGUGAACACUGCUCAUUGUUCUGUAGAGUGGUACUGGACUUGAACUGCAGUGUCAUCUUUUAAAGAGCAUUAUAAUAAAGCAAAGAGAUCUGGAGCAGAA